AUGCCCUCCUCCACCUCCUUUGUCUCCUCCUUCAUGUCGUCUUCCAGCUCCAUCCGCUCAGCGCUGCGUGGCCGCUCCGUUGCUAUACCACUGAUCGGGUGCCCGGAUUGCGGCGAGCAGGUGAGGUUCUACCGGUCUAGCACCGAUGAGCACGAUGUAUGGAUCUUCUACAAGUGCGUGAACCACCAUUUCACUUGUGGUUUCUGGUAUUGGGAGCUUGAGUAUGUGCAGCAUCUGGUUGAAACAAGGCGUCUGGUUGGUGAUGUUGUUGUAGAUGCAAUUGGUGCAACUGAGGACAAGAGGGAAGAUCUUGAGAAGCAGAGGACUGAAUCAAUGGCAGGCAGAGGCACAGCUGGAAGGGUCAUGGUUGGGAGAGGCAGGGCUGGAAGAGAUAAUUAUGGCAGCUCCAGUGAGAAUAAGUAUGCUACCAAGCAGCAAAUGGCUAUGCUUAUAGGCUUUGGUCCACCACCAGUCCACCACCACCACCAGAUCCCCUUCUUCUUCCUCAUCUUUCAUCUUCAACUUCGUGCGCCACCAGUUCCCAUCUCUCCUCUGUCCAACAGAUCCCCUUGUCAUCUUCAGCUAGCAGAAACCAUGGUGUCCUGGGAUGAUCUUCCCAGUUCUUCUGAAGAUGACUCUGUGACCAGCAAGCCACCUACCACAAUAUCCUGUGAGGAAUGGAGUGGCUUGGCUAUAGAUCUACCUAGCUUUAGAUGUGGGCAUGGAUCUUUGUGUGAGAAGAAUGUGGCAUUUGAAUCUGUUGACACUGGCAGAAGGUUUCUAGCUUGUGCACAGAAGGUUCUUGAAGAGAAGAAUAAGAUGGAAAAUGAGUUGAGGCAUUUCAAGCUUGAUUUUGCUAAGAUGGUGGCUGAGAAGGAGCAGGCAAUGAGCCAACUAGGCAGCACACAACUUACUCUGACUGAUCUAAAGGAAGAACUUAAGAAGAAGAAGAUUGCAGACAAGUCAGUAACCAACAUUCAUCAGGUAUUCAGGGUUAAAGCAGAGAAAGAGAGGGACCAAGGAGUGCAGGAGAGGGACCAAGUGACUCAAGAGAGGGAUGACUUGAAGCAUGAGAAAAGGAAGCUUGAGUACAUGAUUGGUGACCUAUUCAAACACAAAGAGGCCACCAAGGAGAAGAUAAGGAAGCUGAAGGGCAUGCUGAAUGAAUUUGAUUGA
Molecule: messenger RNA, 1176 nt
Organism: Triticum aestivum (bread wheat)
Lineage: Eukaryota; Viridiplantae; Streptophyta; Magnoliopsida; Poales; Poaceae
Exons: 5
Coding region: 1-1176 (391 amino acids)
Source: RefSeq, a predicted model, not a curated record